AUGACGUCUCCCUUGCCUCUCCUCCGUGUCCCAUACCUCCCGUUAGCCAGAAUUAUCGAUUUUAUGGAGCCCAAUGAAUUAGUAUCGCUGUCUUUCUGCUCUCAGAAAAGCCAAUCUGUCAUCAAAACUCUACGGAAAGCGUCAUGUGACGAACAUCUACAUGUUGGGGGAUCCGAGAACAAUGUAUCAUCCAUUUCAUUCACUAAUUUUGGCUGUGUGUUGAGUACAAGUAACUCUGCAUAUAUCUCAAGUUCUAAAAAAGAGGAAUUUGUGAAAUUGGGUGAACAACAAGUACGAGUCAAAUAUCACCGUUUAAGGAAAUAUUUGAUGACAUAUUGGGAAGAUGAACUGACUGGAUUGGAAGCUAUCACUGAUUAUGUGAUGGAUUUAUUCAAUAUUGAUGUAUCAGAAGUCUAUAUCUCUAAAGAUUCAUUCAAAAUGAUUGAAUGGGUGAAUAAUAGACAGAAGACACAAUUGAAAAAAGUGGCUUACGUAGACUGGAAUAGAAUACCAUCGGAAGAAGAAAUGAAUUAUAUUCUGAAGGAUUGCCAGUGUUCAUCUGAAAUACUUAUAUACUCAGAAGCUCCGCCCAAUUUUCGCUUCUCGAGUAACUUUCGUAGAAUCGAUUGCUUUGAUAUCACUGAUUCCAAAUGGGUAACAAUCGAUAACCUGUUAACCAUGGAUGGGGUCGAUAUUGUUUUAGGGACAUGUAGUCUGUCUAGUACUGAUUUGAAUGUCUUUCUGAAGCAUUGGUUGUCAGGAGGGUGUCCGAGACUCAAGUUUUUCUUGGCUAUGAUUAACACUGUGAAUAUCCUCCAAUUACUUGAUGGUCUCAUGGAUAACGCCGUUGUUGUGGAGAACGAUCGUAACUACUCCAGCCCAUUUGGAUACAGUAAAACUUUGUCAUUUGGAGUUGAUAUACAACGAGCGGAUGGUGUGACAGCUACAGUUUGCAAGCAGAUGAAUGAAACAUUGGUUAUUGCUGUUUGGCCAGAGAUCACUUAUAAUUAUAUUUAA
Messenger RNA from Caenorhabditis remanei, 1017 nucleotides. RefSeq lists its product as uncharacterized. Gene Ontology annotation, biological process: embryo development. The record is from RefSeq and is a predicted model, not a curated record. Lineage: Eukaryota; Metazoa; Nematoda; Chromadorea; Rhabditida; Rhabditidae. Bases 1 to 1017 code for a protein of 338 amino acids. The transcript is spliced from 3 exons. Gene Ontology annotation, molecular function: protein binding.